AUGAGCUGCCUGAGCCUGAGGAUUGCAUUCAGCUGCGCCCUUGGUACCUGCCAGCGGGCUUCAGAGUGGAUCGCUGCUCUCCAUCUUCUCCAGCGGGUAGACGAGGAGAAGUUGGAGAACGAUGUUGUGAUCCAAAGCGCGGCGAAGCUUUGCCCAGCUUUGGUCUGGUUCAUCUUCGGCUCCCUGCGCUGUCGCCCCAGAGACAUGGACUCGGUGAUGUUGGGCACCGCUAUCCGUGUCUGCAGCAAGGCCUUUCUGUGGCAAGGCGCAUGGGCCCUGCUGUUUGAGGCACAGGCGGCGACAACCAGAGCGAGCUUGAUUGCUUUCAACUCCGCCCUCGAUGCCUGUGAGAAAGCGGCUCAGUGGCAGCAGGCUCUGCAGCUUCUCGGGGAAAUGAAGCGAUUGCGUGUUGAUCCGGACGUCGUCUCGCAGAAUUCGGUGAUCUCGUCGAUGGCAUUGGAGUGGGAGCAGGCUAUGUGCCUGUUCCGUGGGGUCCAAUGCCCAGAUGCCAUCACAUACGCCACAGCCAUCAGUGCUUGCGCUGCUGCUUCGCAGUGGCAGGUCGCAUGUUCCUUGCUUCGAGCAUCAACUCUCCACCACCCGAGCCUUGUGGCCUACAACGCUGCCGCCAGCGCUUGCGCGAAUGGGGGCGCCUGGCAGCAGACGCUUCGAGUACUCCGCCUUGCCCAAGAGGAAGGUCUGGAGCUGGAUGCCGUGUCCUUCAGUGCGGCAAUGAGAAGCUGCAGUCGGUCCUCGGAAUGGCAAAAAGCUUGGCUGCUCUCCCAGGACCUCUUCGAACAGACCCUGGAGCUGGAUACCAUCACAUACAGCACCAUCAUCGAGACUUGCGAGGCUGCUGCGAAGUGGCAAGCCGCUUUGCAGCUCCUUCAGCACGCCCUAAGGACCAGCGUAAGGGCCGAUCCAAUCAUGUAUGGCUCCGCGAUGAGGGUCUGUCAAGCCGCUGCACAGUGGGAGGAGGCCCUGGGCCUCUUGCAAGUGCCAGAGCAGCCGACAGAGGCCAGCUUCGUCUCAGCGAUGAGCGCCUGUGAGCGCGCUUCCUGCUGGCGCUCUGCGCUGCAGAUCCUUCAGGACAUGACCUUUGCCCGGCUUGGGCCCAAUCUCAUCGCCUUCAACACAGCGCUGAGUGCCUGCGCCAAGGGAUCGCAAUGGAUGCGGGCGCUGUUGUUCUUCGAAGGCCUCUGGGCAGCCGUCGUGAAGCUGGAUGUCAUCAGCUACGGCACUGCCAUCACUGCCUGCGAGGAAGCGUCGAAUUGGUCCCUGGCGAUGUCGUUCCUGGAGCAGAUGGAGUCGAGACUGCUCCAGCCAAGUCUCAUCGCCUGCAACGCCUCGAUUAGCGCUUGCGAGAAAGCAGCGCAAUGGCAACAGGCACUGCAGCUUCUGCAUGAGAUGGAUCUGGCGCAGCUGAAGGCUGACGUCAUUUCCUUCGAUGCAGCUAUCAGUGCGUGCGAAAGGGCUGUGGUGCGCUUCGGCGGAGAAU
Messenger RNA from Symbiodinium necroappetens, 1498 nucleotides. NCBI's taxonomy places the organism in Eukaryota, Dinophyceae, Suessiales, Symbiodiniaceae. The record is from the annotation of a GenBank genome assembly.